This is a messenger RNA of Encephalitozoon intestinalis ATCC 50506, 819 nucleotides long. RefSeq names its product Ser/Thr/Tyr protein kinase. Gene Ontology annotation, molecular function: ATP binding; protein kinase activity. The transcript has a single exon. The record is from RefSeq and is a predicted model, not a curated record. Lineage: Eukaryota; Fungi; Microsporidia; Unikaryonidae. Gene Ontology annotation, cellular component: chromosome passenger complex; spindle pole centrosome; spindle microtubule. Bases 1 to 819 code for a protein of 272 amino acids. Gene Ontology annotation, biological process: protein phosphorylation; mitotic spindle organization; regulation of cytokinesis.
AUGGUAGAAUAUUGGACUCUGGAUAAGUUUGAAAUAGGAAGGUUACUUGGGCGUGGAAAGUUCGGGCAGGUGUGGCUUGCAAGAGAGAAAGAAAAAGGGUUUAUAGUUGCUUUGAAAAUCAUUCCAAUUAAGGAGAUCCAAACGGCUGAGACAGCAAGGCAAAUCCGGAGAGAAAUAGAAAUACAUUCCAAUCUGAAGCAUCCGAACAUCCUUAGGAUGUAUGGACACUUCCACGACAAGGAUAACAUAUACCUGAUAUUAGAGUAUGCAGGAAAGGGGGAGUUCUUCAAGUUCCUGAGCGAGAAGGGAGGCAAGUUUGGAGAGAAAGAGGCCUCCCUAUACAUAAGACAGGUGAUACUGGCUCUGAUGUACAUGAAGGAAUGCAAUGUGAUACACAGAGACAUAAAGCCAGAGAACUUACUUCUUGGAUCGGAUAACCUCCUCAAGAUAGGAGACUUUGGAUGGGCGGUCUACAAUGCCGAUAAGAGGAGAAUGACCUUCUGCGGUACAAUGGAGUAUCUUGCGCCAGAAAUGGUCAACAACAGCAUACACGACUCUGGAAUAGACUUGUGGUGCUUGGGAAUCUUAACAUACGAGUUCCUCAUAGGGAAAACACCAUUUGAAAGCAAGAACAGGAACAUGAGAGAGGCUUACAAGAAAAUCAACUCAUUGAAAUACUCGAUUCCAGAAACAAUCAGCUCCAAUGCCUCGGACUUUAUCUCUAAGCUUCUUAUGUUAAAUCCCAGUGACAGAAUGAGGCUUGCCGAAGCUUUAAAUCAUCCAUUUAUUGUAAAGCAUCAUGGAAGGCCAGACGAUUGA